Molecule: messenger RNA, 1041 nt
Organism: Emericellopsis cladophorae
Lineage: Eukaryota; Fungi; Ascomycota; Sordariomycetes; Hypocreales; Bionectriaceae
Exons: 2
Coding region: 1-1041 (346 amino acids)
Source: RefSeq, a predicted model, not a curated record
AUGGCCGGAUCAGAGAGCCCACCAAAGAUUGCCAUCCAUGGCCGCGUCCACGACCUGCCUGACCUCUGGGAUGGCAAAGAUGACUGGACAGGCGUCACGAGUACUGCAGAGAGAAAGCGUCGCCAGAACCGCCUCAACCAGCGCGCCUAUCGCCGCCGGAAGAGAGGUGCAAGCAGCACCGUCACACCACCACCAACCAGGGACGACGAGGUCCAUAUCCACACUGAAGACGCUUCAUGUCUCCUGGCCAUCUGCUCCACCUGCACCACCUCCACCUCUGCUCUAUCCUCACCCAGCAGCAACGGCAAACAGCUGCAGCAGGCCCUCGUAAAGGUGCGGGAUGACGAGCCACACCCCUGGCCACGACAAGACUCACAGGACGGCCUCGAAGAUGACCCCGAGACUUGGGACGCGAGUAUCAUGCAGUGCACGCCUCACCGCGUCGCCCGCAUCCGCAGCCUCAUCCGGCAAGCCUACGAGGACCACGCCCUCCACGCGCCCCGGAUCGACCAGCUGCCCAUCCUCAUCCGCAUCAACGUCAUGAACGCCAUGGUCCGCAACGCCAUCCGCAUGGGCUUCCACGCUCACGGCCUCUGCCACGACGACUACCUCUCCCCCUUUGCCGUCCACGACCCCCAGCACCCCAGCACCGUCCUCGUCCCCCGCCUGCCCGACGCCCUGCGGCCGACUGACCUGCAGCGGGCCUAUGCGCACCAUCCCUGGACGGACCUCUUCCCCUUUCCCCUGUUCCGGGACAAUGUCCUGUGCGCCAUGCAGGCCGGCCUGCUCGACGAGGACGAGCUGUGCGCCGAUAUCAUGGAGGUCCGCCAGGCUGACGUCGCCGAGGCCCCGAGUCUCAUGAUCUGGGGCGAGAGCUGGGACGCCAUGGCCUGGGAGAUGACGCCUGCCUUUAUCAGGAAAUGGGGCUGGCUGCUCCGCGGCUGCCAGGACUUGAUGGCCGCCACGAACCUCUGGCGCACCAGGCGAGGGGAGAGGGCGCUGCCUGUUUGGACGUGGUUGCAGCAGCAUGGGGUACAGUAA